ACAGCGAUUGCUUACCAUCAGGUGACCCAUCAGCUCAUUUACUAGCUUAUACCAUAAAAAACACUUACCUUAAGAAAGUCGCCGGCGGUCAUAGAGAAGUUAUGGUUGGGCCGGUUCCCCGACGGACAGACGUCGGGGAAGCGAGCCGCUAUGAGCUGGUGUUCUGCUUACCAUCAGGUGACCCAUCAGUACAUUUACUAGCUUAUACCAUAAAAAACACUUACCUUAAGAAAGUCGCCGGCGGUCAUAGAGAAGUUAUGGUUGGGCCGGUUCCCCGACGGACAGACGUCGGGGAAGCGAGCCGCUAUGAGCUGGUGCUCUGCUUACCAUCAGGUGACCCAUCAGCUCAUUUACUAGAUUAUACCAUAAAAAACACUUACCUUAAGAAAGUCGCCGGCGGUCAUAGAGAAGUUAUGGUUGGGCCGGUUCCCCGACGGACAGACGUCGGGGAAGCGAGCCGCUAUGAGCUGGUGCUCUGCUUACCAUCAGGUAAUAUACUAGCUUAUACCAUAAAAAACACUUACCUUAAGAAAGUCGCCGGCGGUCAUAGAGAAGUUAUGGUUGGGCCGGUUCCCCGACGGACAGACGUCGGGGAAGCGAGCCGCUAUGAGCUGGUGCUCUGCUUACCAUCAGGUGACCCAUCUGCUCGUCUACUGGCUUAUACCAUAAAAAACACUUACCUUAAGAAAGUCGCCGGCGGUCAUAGAGAAGUUAUGGUUGGGCCGGUUCCCCGACGGACAGACGUCGGGGAAGCGAGCCGCUAUGAGCUGGUGCUCUGCUUACCAUCAGGUGACCCAUCAGCUCAUUUACUAGAUUAUUCCAUAAAAAACACUUACCUUAAGAAAGUCGCCGGCGGUCAUAGAGAAGUUAUGGUUGGGCCGGUUCCCCGACGGACAGACGUCGGGGAAGCGAGCCGCUAUGAGCUGGUGCUCUGCUUACCAUCAGGUAAUAUACUAGAUUAUACCAUAAAAAACACUUACCUUAAGAAAGUCGCCGGCGGUCAUAGAGAAGUUAUGGUUGGGCCGGUUCCCCGACGGACAGACGUCGGGGAAGCGAGCCGCUAUGAGCUGGUGCUCUGCUUACCAUCAGGUGACCCAUCAGCUCAUUUACUAGCUUAUACCAUAUAAAACACUUACCUUAAGAAAGUCGCCGGCGGUCAUAGAGAAGUUAUGGUUGGGCCGGUUCCCCGACGGACAGACGUCGGGGAAGCGAGCCGCUAUGAGCUGGUGCUCUGCUUACCAUCAGGUGACCCAUCUGCUCGUUUACCGGAUUAUUCCAUAAAAAACACUUACCUUAAGAAAGUCGCCGGCGGUCAUAGAGAAGUUAUGGUUGGGCCGGUUCCCCGACGGACAGACGUCGGGGAAGCGAGCCGCUAUGAGCUGGUGCUCUGCUUACCAUCAGGUGACCCAUCUGCUCGUCUACUGGCUUAUACCAUAAAAAACACUUACCUUAAGAAAGUCGCCGGCGGUCAUAGAGAAGUUAUGGUUGGGCCGGUUCCCCGACGGACAGACGUCGGGGAAGCGAGCCGCUAUGAGCUGGUGCUCUGCUUACCAUC
Molecule: messenger RNA, 1555 nt
Organism: Spodoptera frugiperda (fall armyworm)
Lineage: Eukaryota; Metazoa; Arthropoda; Insecta; Lepidoptera; Noctuidae
Exons: 3
Coding region: 102-1127 (341 amino acids)
Source: RefSeq, a predicted model, not a curated record